Messenger RNA from Drosophila melanogaster (fruit fly), 443 nucleotides. RefSeq lists its product as uncharacterized. Gene Ontology annotation, biological process: microtubule-based movement. Gene Ontology annotation, molecular function: dynein intermediate chain binding. The transcript has a single exon. The coding region runs from base 61 to 354 and encodes 97 amino acids. The record is from RefSeq and is marked reviewed. Gene Ontology annotation, cellular component: cytoskeleton; cytoplasm; centrosome. Lineage: Eukaryota; Metazoa; Arthropoda; Insecta; Diptera; Drosophilidae.
AUCAUAUAUACAUAUAUAUCGAUAAAUUACAUUUAAAAGUACACUACUGUCCUAUAUAUAAUGUCCGCGGAAAUCGAGGAUUUGCUGAAACGCUAUCAAAACUACCCCAAUGUUUCUGGCAUAAUUAUUUUGGACCCGUUCGCUAUACCAAUCAAGACCACCAUGGAGUACACCUUGACCGUGCAUUACGCGGCCUUGAUCAGCACCUUAACUUAUAAGGCGGCCAAAAUGAUUACCAAUUUGGAUGCCAGCAAUGAGCUGGUGACAAUACGUCUGCGCACCAAGGUUCACGAGGUGAUUGUGCUGCCCUCCGAGAACUACAUCAUUAUUGUAGUGCAAAAUCCAGGCACCUAAAUCAUUGUAUUAAGCCAUGUAAUAUUCUUUUUCGCUGAAUGUAUUUGCCCUUAUAUAGUUUUAAUUAAAGUUGAGAAAGCGUCUGGUCC